AUGGAAGGCUUAACUGUCAGAGAUAAUUGUGAUGAUGCACUAGUAUCCUCCUUGCCGCCGACAGCCUUUGACAGCUCCUCACAGCUCUUCAGCAUUCACGGUCCCACCUUCGCCAAGCUCAACAGAAGAGAUGGAGCUGGUGGCUGGUCCCCGUUGGAAUCUAAUCCACAACAGUGGCUUCAGAUUGAUCUGGGAGACAGAGUUGAGAUAACGGCAGUUGCCACCCAAGGGAGGUAUGGAAGCUCUGACUAUGUAACAAGCUACAUGCUAAUGUUCAGCGAUACAGGACACAACUGGAAGCAGUACAGACAAGAAGACAGCAUCUGGGUCUUCACAGGGAACGCUAAUGCUGACAGCGUGGUCCACCACAAACUUCUGCACUCCGUGAAAACCCGCUUCCUGCGCUUUGUCCCUCUGAAAUGGAAUCCCGGUGGACGAAUAGGCCUGAGAGUUGAGGUCUUUGGCUGCUCAUACAAAUCGGACAUUGCAGAUUUUGAUGGCAGAAGUUCCCUCCUGUACAGAUUCAAUCAGAAACUGAUGAGCACCUUCAAAGACGUGGUUUCCUUGAAGUUCAAGAGCCUGCAGGGGGACGGAGUCUUAUUCCAUGGAGAGGGGCAGCGCGGGGAUUACAUCACGCUGGAGCUACAGAAAGGGAAACUCGCCUUGCACAUUAACCUGGGAGAUGCCAAAAUGCGUUUCAGCACCAGCCACACGUCAGUCACCCUGGGCAGCCUCCUAGAUGACCAACACUGGCACGCGGUGCUUAUUGAGCGCUUCAACAAGCAAGUGAACUUCACGGUGGACAGGCAGAUGCAGCAUUUCCGAACCAAGGGGGAUUCGGACCACCUGGACAUAGAUUACGAGCUCAGUUUCGGAGGGAUCCCAGUCCCAGGAAAGCCAGGAACCUUUCUGAAGAAAAACUUCCUUGGAUGCAUCGAGAACCUUUAUUACAAUGGAGUCAAUAUAAUUGACCUGGCGAAAAGGCGUAAACCUCAGAUCUACACCGUGGGCAACGUGACUUUUUCCUGCUCAGAGCCACGAAUUGUUCCCAUCACCUUUGUCAGCUCCAGCAGCAGCUAUCUGCUUUUACCCGGCACCCCCCAGAUUGACGGGCUGUCAGUCAGCUUCCAGUUUCGAACGUGGAACAAAGAUGGGCUGCUUCUGUCCACGGAGCUGUCUGAAGAUUCCGGAGUCGUCCUGCUGUAUCUCCACGCUGGCAGCUUGACACUUGUCAUUCAGAGAGUGUCAGAAAACUCCGUGGAGAUCAAUGCAGGCAGCCAUCUGCAUGAUGGGCUCUGGCAUUCCGUUAGCAUAAAUGCCAGGAGGCAUCGCAUCACCCUGACGCUGGAUAAUGACGUGGCCUCUGCUGCCCACGCGACCACCCCCUCGCAGAUCUAUUCCGGGAACAGCUACUAUUUCGGAGGGUGCCCUGACAAUUUCACCGAUUCCCAGUGUUUAAAUCCCAUUACUGCUUUUCAAGGCUGCAUGAGGCUCAUCUUUAUUGAUAACCAGCCCAAGGACCUCAUUUUAGUUCAGCAAGGUUCUCUGGGGAAUUUUAGUGAUUUACACAUUGAUCUGUGUGACAUCAAAGACAGAUGCUUGCCCAACUACUGUGAACAUGGAGGAAAAUGCUCUCAGUCCUGGACUACCUUUUUCUGUGAUUGUAGCGAAGUGGGUUACAUGGGAGCAACCUGCCAUAAUUCCAUCUAUGAACAAUCGUGUGAAGCCUAUCGUCACAAGGGAAAGACCUCUGGUUUCUUCCACAUUGAUGCUGAUGGAAGUGGACCUCUUGCACCAUUCCGGGUUUUCUGCAAUAUCACUGAAGAUACGAUCUGGACAGCAGUACAGCACAACAACACAGAGCUAACCAGAGCCCGAGGGGCGGGCCCUGAGAAACCAUAUGCCAUGUUCUUUAACUAUAGCAGCAACAUGGACCAGAUUGAAGCCAUGAUAAGCAGUGCGGAGUACUGUGAACAGGAGGUGGCUUACCACUGCAAAAAGUCACGUCUGCUGAACACCCCGAACGGAAUACCAUACGUUUGGUGGGUUGGCCGCGCCAAUGAAAAACACCCUUACUGGGGGGGAUCACUUCCUGGAGUUCAGAAGUGUGCAUGUGGACUGGAAGAAAGCUGCCUGGAUAUGAGCUAUUUCUGCAACUGUGAUGCCGAUAAAGAAGAAUGGACAAAUGAUACUGGCCUUCUCUCCUUCAAAGACCAUUUGCCUGUAACUCAACUUGUGAUCACGGACACAAACAGAUCAAACUCGGAGGCUGCAUGGCGAAUCGGGCCCUUGCGUUGCCAUGGAGACAGACAGUUCUGGAAUGCAGCUUCCUUCAACACAGAGGCCUCCUAUCUUCACUUCCCCACCUUCCAUGCAGAGUUCAGCGCAGACAUUUCCUUUUUCUUCAAAACCACGGCUGUGUCCGGGGCCUUCCUGGAAAACCUGGGGCUUAAGGACUUCAUCCGCAUCGAAAUAAGCUCCCCUAAGGAGAUCACCUUCUCCAUAGAUGUUGGGAACGGACCUAUGGAUGCUACAGUGCAGUCUCCCACGCCUCUGAAUGACAACCAGUGGCACUACGUCCGAGCCGAGAGGAACCUCAAGCAGACCUCUCUUCAAGUGGAUAACCUGCCGAAGAAGAUUCUGGAGGCACCUGCCGAGGGGCGUUUCCGUUUGCAGCUUAACAGCCCAUUCUUUGUAGGCGGAACGGCUUCCCGACAGAAGGGGUUCCUGGGAUGCAUCCGCGCUUUACGUUUAAAUGGGCAGACACUGGACCUGGAGGAGAGAGCUAAAAUGACCCCUGGGGUCAAACCUGGCUGUCCAGGACACUGCAGCAGUUACGGAAACCUCUGUCACAACGGAGGCAAAUGCGUGGAGAAGUCCAACGGGUAUUUCUGCGACUGCACCAGCUCUCCUUACGAAGGGCCCUUCUGCAAGGAAGAAGUUUCUGCGGUGUUUGAAGCUGGCACCUCAGUGACCUAUAUUUUCCAAGAGCCUUAUCCAGUGACAAAAAACGCAAGCGUUUCAUCAUCGGGCAUUUAUGCAGAUGCCACCAUGUCCAAAGAAAACAUUGUGUUGAGUUUCCUGACAGCACGUGCUCCGAGCCUCCUGCUCUACGUCGAUACCUACUUUCACGACUACUUGGCUGUGAUUCUCUCCAAAAAUGGAAGCUUACAGGUGCGAUACAAAUUGAGUAAGGAUGGCGCCCUCAUUUUCACCAUUGACUCUGGAAACCUUGCCAACCGGGAAUUACACUGUGUGAAGAUCAACAGAGAAGGAAAAGAGCUCGUCGUUCAGGUUGAUCAAGUUCUCAAACUCAAGCAGAACCUCUCCGAGAUUGACUUCAAGGCCAUCAAAUCACUCACGUUGGGCAAGGUCACAGAUAGUCUGGGGCUAGAUUCUGAAGUCCUGAAGGCGAGCUCAAAUGGCUUUAUCGGAUGCCUGUCCUCUGUCCAGUAUAAUCACAUAGCUCCGCUGAAGGCCGCCUUGCGCCAUCCCAGCAUUGCACCCGUCACUGUCAAAGGCUCCUUGGCCGAAUCGAGUUGUGGAUACAUAGCCGAGGCUGAUGUGAACACUGUCACCUCAGUAUAUUCUUCAUCAGAUCCCUUUGGGAAGACGGAUGAGCGGGAACCCCUCACCAAUGCAAUCAGAAGUGAUUCAGCCGUCAUCGGAGGGGUCAUAGCUGUCGUAAUAUUCAUCAUCCUCUGCAUUGUGGCCAUCAUGAGCAGAUUCCUCUACCAGCACAAACAGACGCACCGAAGCAGCCAGACGAAGGAGAAGGACUACCCCGACCGCCUUGACAGUUCCUUUAAAACGGACAUUGACUUACAGAACACAGUGAGUGAGUGCAAACGGGAGUAUUUCAUCUGAUGGACUGUGGGAUUCCUUCUUACUCUCCUCCCAAUCCCCGGCCUGUUUUUCUUUUCGUACCCAUCCAUUUGCAAGCUUUUAAUCUUUCGGAAGGAGACGGCCCUGCACCGUUGAGGCUGGCCACCAGUACAAUGCCUCAUUCCCUUCACCAAAACCUGCCACAUUUACAUUGGCAUCUCAACUGACCUGCUCUUCUACCCUGGACAGAAUAAAUUCACCAACUUGCAUGGUUGCCUAUUAAGUUCCAGGAUUUCUCAAGUCUUCUAUUGUUUUCUGGAGUCUUUUAGCUCACUGCUCUGUAUCUGCUCUAUAUAAACUAGAGGUGAAAUACUGUAUCUAAAUAAGUAGCAUCACAGCUUGUGAGACAGAGUAGCAGGGAAGAAUGAGACCAAAACGCCUGGUUUAUUAUAAAAUGCAUUUACACCAAACAUAAAGAAUCAGCUAAUCCUCGGUUGACAUAAUUUGCCAUAAAAAUGGAGUUACAUGAGUUUUCACCUGCUGGGAAUCUGGCAAGAAGUUACAAUUAUUAUUUUCUCUCUCCUUGAGCAUCUUCCCCCAUCCUGCAAUCCUUUUACUGUAACUUUUAGGCUUGCAAAUAUUUUUUUUAAAAUACAGGAAAACAGCAUUGGACAAAAUUUGUUCCAGCGCAACUUGUGUACCUCCGUCUAGUAAGUCUGGCUAUUUAGAACCAAGAUACUGUAGAGUAAUUCUAGAUGAAGCAUGGAACAUAGUACCUUAAAUCUGAAAGGGUUUUAAGAGGUUUGUGGGACUUAGGUGCUCUGUACAUUUCUAUGAUGAUUUGUCUGAAACAUUAGCCGUGCAGCAUAUGUAUACUAACAUCAUGUAGAGAAGGAUCAGGUGCUGAGGUCAAAUCCUUAAGUGACUGUGGCAAAUUAAAAACAAACAAAAGAAGACGACAAACCAGUCCCACCGUAAACACGAGAUCCAAAAUCUGCUCAUUCAUAUAAAAAAACCCCAAGAAUGUUAUUAAAUUGCUCUUAAAAAUGAAUGAAGCGAUGGAGCUUCCUGUUUGUAGAAACAGCUCCUGGCUGCCAGCCAGAAGCUAACGCGUCUCCUGUUUGAGAGGCAUUUGGUGAUGUGAGCCUGCCUUGGCAUGCCAGGACUCCUAACGAUGGACUCAUUAGCAGGAAGAUAGGGAAAGGUACAGCACGGAAUGCAUCUAAUGAGAGCCUCAGGAAAUAGUUUCUUCCCUAGAGAAAGCUGUUCUGCUUUUCAUAUUACAAUGGGAGGGCAGGGAAACAAACCUACGUAGGAACAAAUAGUCAUUUCCCUCUUUGCAACUUUCUCUUCAUUAUUUUCAGCAUGGUUAUCCCAUUUGAAAUGCUCUCACUAACAAGGUGCUAUUAAUUCCCUUGCUCAAAGGCAACUGGUCACAUGACCCUACCCGCGCAGCCUACCCAAUUCCUCUCCACUCAGGCCCCGCCUCUCCCCAACCCUGCUCCGCCUCCUUUCUCCACCCUCUCCCACCUCUUCUCUGCCCUUGCUCCACCUCUGCCCCAUAUCCUCCUCCAAUCAAGGCGGUCCUGGGGCUAGUGGGGCCAGCACUGACAGCAGAGGUCUGCCCGCCUCCCGCCGCACUCACCAGCAGCGGAAGUAGAGCAAGGCGGGCCCGCGGCUUUGCUCCAUCUGCAGUGCAGCCCCCACCACCGGAGCAGUGCAGCCGGGAGAGCAAAGCAGUGGGGCCAACUUUCUCCCCUUCUCCUGCCGCUGCUGGGGACUGUGAGGCAGCGGCAGGCAAAAAAGCAAGCAGAAAGUUGGGAAUCAUUAACAAAGAGAGAGUCUCUGCCUUAUGCUCUCUCUUACUGUCUCUGUGUAAAUCCAUGGGACGCCCACGUCUUGAAUACUGCUCACCACAUCUCAAAAAAGAUACCUUGGCAUUGGAAAAAGGUCAAAAAAGGGUGACAAAAAUGAUUA
Pelodiscus sinensis (Chinese soft-shelled turtle) is the source of this 5802-nucleotide messenger RNA. NCBI's taxonomy places the organism in Eukaryota, Metazoa, Chordata, Testudines, Trionychidae. The record is from RefSeq and is a predicted model, not a curated record.